Messenger RNA from Oreochromis aureus, 2581 nucleotides. It is a transcript of the gene sqlea, whose product is annotated as squalene epoxidase a. The record is from RefSeq and is a predicted model, not a curated record. Gene Ontology annotation, molecular function: flavin adenine dinucleotide binding; squalene monooxygenase activity. NCBI's taxonomy places the organism in Eukaryota, Metazoa, Chordata, Actinopteri, Cichliformes, Cichlidae. The transcript is spliced from 11 exons. Gene Ontology annotation, cellular component: membrane; endoplasmic reticulum. The coding region runs from base 1 to 1716 and encodes 571 amino acids. Gene Ontology annotation, biological process: sterol biosynthetic process; cholesterol metabolic process.
AUGUGGACUUUCCUGGGAAUAGCAAGCUUUACGUACCUUUAUAAGAAGUCCAACAUGGUGUUGAGUUUUGCUCAGAGAGACCUCGCGAUGGUUGCAGCCUUAUUCUUCACAGCCGGCCUGCUGCUCUCGUAUAUCGCCUAUUUUCACGGCCAGAAGCUGCGAGUCUCUCGGGUGCUUAAUUUCUUCCUGAGCAGCCUGUCUUUGUUACCUGUUAUCAACCACUUAAUCCCCCAAACUGCAACACCGAGGAGCGAGAAAACAGAGAAGAGCGGCAAAAAGGGCCGGAGAACAAGGAACAGAGUGGAAACGGGCUCCUCUGCCUCACUCGGUGCCUCAGCAUCUGGCUCACCUGGUGAUCGGGACCCGGAUGUGGUGAUAGUUGGGGCAGGGGUUUUGGGCUCGGCGAUGGCGGCCGUCCUGGCCCGUGACGGCAGGAGUGUGACGGUGGUGGAGAGGGACCUGAAGGAGCCGGACAGGAUAGUGGGGGAGCUGCUGCAGCCUGGAGGAUAUAAAGCACUCAGAGAGCUCGGACUGGAAGGUUCAGUGGAGGGUCUGGAUGCUCAUCUGGUGCACGGCUACGUGAUCCACGACAUAGACAGUGGCACCGAGGUAGAGAUCCCCUACCCAGAGCAGGAGAAAAGCAUCCACUGUGGCCGAGCUUUUCAUCACGGCCGAUUCAUCAUGGGCCUGAGGAGAGCCGCCAUGGCCGAGCCAAAUGUCACAUUCAUAGAAGGCACCGUGACCAGUUUGCAGGAAGAGGACGGCUGCGUAACUGGAGUCCAGUACAAGGAUAAAGAAACUGGAGACAUCAAGGAGGUCCACGCGGGUUUGACUGUGGUGGCCGACGGCUGCUUCUCCAAAUUCAGAAAGAGCUUGGUGUCCGGGAAGGCUCGCAUCUCCUCUCACUUUGUUGGAUGCCUGAUGAAGGACUGUCCGCAGUUUAAGGCAAACCACGCUGAGCUGGUCCUGGCCAAUCCCAGCCCAGUGCUCAUCUACCAGAUCUCCUCCUCUCAAACCAGAGUGCUGGUGGACAUCAGGGGGGAGAUGCCUCGUAACCUGCCAGAGUACAUGGCUGAGAAAAUCUACCCACAGCUGCCAGAGCAUCUAAAGGAGCCUUUCAUGAUGGCGCUACAGAACGAUCGACUCAGGUCCAUGCCUGCCAGCUUCCUCCCGCCCUCCCCCGUCAACAAGCCAGGCGUGCUCCUCCUGGGUGACGCUUACAACAUGAGGCACCCUCUGACGGGAGGAGGGAUGAGUGUUGCUCUUAAUGACGUUCGCAUCUGGAGGAGUCUGCUCAAGAGCAUUCCCGACCUGUAUGACGACAGGGCCGUGCUGCAGGCAAAGAAAAAAUUCCACUGGGAACGCAAGUCAUCACAUUCUUUUGUGGUGAACGUGUUGGCCCAGGCGCUGUAUGAGUUGUUUGCAGCCACUGACAAUUCUCUUCACGAGCUGAGAAAGGCCUGCUUCCAGUACUUUAAGCUCGGUGGAGAGUGCGUUGCUGGGCCUAUUGGACUCCUCUCAGUGUUGUCGCCCAAACCCCUGACCCUUAUUGGACACUUCUUUGCCGUGGCGCUGUAUGCAAUCUACUUCAACUUCAAGUCUGAAUCCUGGAGCACCAAACCCCGAGCUUUAUUUAAGAGCGCAGUCAUCCUGUACCGAGCCUGCACAGUCAUGUUUCCUCUCAUCUACUCUGAACUCAAGUACCUGGUGUACUAGCGAUAAACUGCGGGAACACUUAAUGGGCUCAAUUGGAAGAAAAAAAGUUGCCUUCCUGCUGAAAACGGCACUUUUAGCCAGCAUUAUUCUCUUGAUGAUUUUCUACAAUAUUCUUCUGCCUUACUGAAGAUGACUCUACUUAAUGCCUUUUUCAGCUCUGCGGUAGCCUCGUUUUGUGCUCACCCACAGUCUGCCCUGUCUCCCAGAGGACCGGGGACUACAUUAGUGACAGUUAUUCCUGCCAAACCUGAAUUUCAUGAAAAUACAUUGAAGAUGAGCCUUUUUUGAUGAUGCGGUGUUUGGGUAAUUUGGACAGUAUUUAACGUGAGAAUCAUUCUGCUUCACUUGAGAUCUACUGCACUGAUGAUGACUGUGUCCUACAGAGGAUGUUGUGGAAAUUGCCUGUAAAUUGCACUUAAAGUGAAUCUAGUGUUGUGCCUGUUUUCGCUGAGGAAAAAGUCUAAAGACUGUCAAACUUUGUCUUCUAUUGUUUCCCCUUUAAACAAGACUGUUGCUUUAACCUUAUUGUUGUAAUGAGGGACGUUUUGUAAGACAUUUGUUUCUUUACUCCGACUGUGCAGCUAUUUGCCAGAAGAUUAUAAUUUCAGAACCCGAUAAUGAUCCCCAAACUGUUUUACUCGUGCUGGACGUCCAUAAAGACCUGACGCAGCACGAAUGAACGCCGCGGGGGACAUUUGGAUUCCUGUGGGACCUGAAACAUCAGGAACGAGUAUGAAGCAUGAAGCUCAGGUAUUUGUUUCCUCUGAGCUGAUGGACAAGGAACUUGAGAAGAUUCAGCACUGCUGUUUACCCGUGUGUUUGCCUGUGUUGUUGAAAUAAAUCAGGACACAAUUUUGUAAGUGUA